AUGGAGUCUAGGAGGACAGUCCCCGAUUUUUAUCGUGGAGGCUCGCCUUCGACACCUUACUAUACAGCUCAUCCAUCUCCAACGGCCACUCCGGAGUCUCACUCUGACGAUGAGCAGCAGCCAAUAGCAGAUUUCAGUCAAGCUACGCUAGGACACUCUCGUCCGCCUUCACCAGCACCAACCGCAGACUUUAGCAUGAUCUCACCUCCAAGCAGUCCUUCCUAUAUUCAAUAUCAUUCUCAAUUCCUUUCAGCACAGCAAGGGCGAAACACCCUUCCUUUCUUCCGGACAUCUCCAACCCGCACUUCUACCCAUUUACGAAGUCACAGCAUAGCCUCGGGAGGCAGUACAAAACGCCGCCUUUGGGAAAGCAUCUCUUCUCCAUCUCCUCGAGGCAGCAAGUCCUCGCCUAUACUCAAACAUCCAUCGCCAACCCAUAGGCACUUUCCUAGGUCAUCCCCUAAUAUCUUGCGCGCAAAGCGCAAGACCAAACGUCCUUCAGUAUCAGGCGUCUUCUAUUGUGGAUCCAGGGUUCAGGGUAAUACCAAUGGAGAUGUCCACGUAGACUACGGUGCAUUAGACCCACUUGACGGUGAAGAAGGUGAACUCGUAGAUCACGAAGGUUAUUUUGAUGCAAUUCAAUGCGAUCUCACAGAACUCAUUCUAUACAUUUUCUCCCUCCUCCCGAUGCGUUCAGUUUUAGCCUCCAAAGACACAAGCGUCUGGCUCGGUGUGUGGAGAGGAAGAGAAGGCCGUCCAAGAGUCCGACCCCGCUCACCUUAUCAAAGCCCAUACAACCAUUCCUAUACACACAACUUUGCGUACGGGCUCGGGUCUUCAGUGAAUUACAUGUCUUCUUAUUCAUUCCCACAAAAUUCCUUAGCCAGCUCGUCCUCCUCUUCUUCUCAAGACGAUUCGGAUUCGGAUAUCUUAGGCACGAAUUUAGGACCUCUCCGGCUUAACUGGCACACCCUCUACCGCUCUCGCGCCACACUCGAAAGGCGAUGGCGAGAUCCGCGCGGUGAGCCACGGGUGAUGCGGAUUGAGGGGCACGGAGACAGCGUCUACUGCCUCGACUUUGACUCGCGACGGAUCAUUACAGGAUCUAGGGACAGGACCAUCAAAGUGUGGUGUAUCCGCACUGGCGAGUGUCUUGCGACAUUUGAGGCUCAUUUGGGGAGUGUGCUUUGUUUAAAGUUUGAAAAGGACUUUGAUGCGAAGCGAUCUUGCUCGCGCCGGUCUUUUUCUCGCGGGCCUAUCAAUAGUGAAGAAGAGGAGGGUGGUGCCAACGAGGAUGCGAAUGAGGGGGAAGAGGAGGAAUCGCAUGGAAUGAUGGUAUCCGGUUCUUCUGAUUGCACAGUACGCGUCUGGGACCUAUACGCAAAACAUCGUGGUUCGGGAGUACGGGCUGAUGUACGUGCGAUUCUGCGUGGCCAUUCUGGGGGCGUGUUGGAUUUGAGGAUGGAUGAGAAUUGGAUUGUUAGCUGCUCCAAAGACGCAUUGAUCAACGUCUACUCCCGAUCUACGCUCACUUUACACGCCGUCCUACGAGGCCAUGAAGGACCCGUGAACGCCAUCGGACUCGAAGGCGGGAGAGUAGUGAGUGCCAGUGGGGAUGGUCGAAUGAUGUUGUGGGAUGCUGCUAGUGGGAGAUGUGAACGGGUGUUUGAGGGGCAUGAGAGGGGGUUGGCUUGUAUUGAGUUUAAGGACGACCUAAUCCUAAGCGGUUCAAACGACUGCACUAUCAAGCUCUGGCGCGCAUCUACAGGAGAGUGUCUGCACACUUUUGCUGGUCAUACGUUGUUGGUUCGCGCAUUGUGUUUUGAUCCGAAGACUGGGGUUUGGGAGUGGAGGGAACCUGCUGUGGAUUUGGUGAGAGAGUUUAGGGAUUUGCAUGCGAGUCAUAUUUUUGAUGUUAAGUUUGAUGUGGGGAGGAUCGUUAGCACUUCGCAUGACCAGAAGAUUGUUGUUUUGGAUUUCACAGACGGCAUCGAAGGCUCUGAAAUCUUUGCGUGA
Molecule: messenger RNA, 2016 nt
Organism: Suillus discolor
Lineage: Eukaryota; Fungi; Basidiomycota; Agaricomycetes; Boletales; Suillaceae
Product: WD40 repeat-like protein
Exons: 12
Coding region: 1-2016 (671 amino acids)
Biological process (GO): negative regulation of transcription by RNA polymerase II
Cellular component (GO): nucleus; transcription repressor complex
Molecular function (GO): protein binding
Source: RefSeq, a predicted model, not a curated record